AUGGAUGUUAAUCAACACAGCAGUUGGAAAAACAAAAAUUCAGGUAAAAGCAGCUCAGUUCGUGGAGGUAGUGAUUGGUCUGCACGAAGUAUUGAUCUCAUGGGAAAAAAAUUUCGAGUGUAUUCAUGUUCCUAUUGUUCUUAUACUUCUCAUUACAAAAGUCAUGUGCAAGCUCAUCUACGCACUCAUACUGGAGAACGUCCUUUUGUUUGCGACAUUUGUAAAAAAGGAUUCACUCAGAAGCAUAGUUUGUUGUCCCACAAGCUUUUACAUACAGGGUUUGAGUUGAGUUGUGAUCCAAUUCAGACAUAUACUGAUGAAAUGUCUUUGAAAAGUCGCAAAGGAUGUUACCGGCUGCACAAUUGUGAUUAUUGCUCUUAUUCUUCUUUCAAAAAGUGUGACGUUGUAAGACAUAUGCGCACGCAUACAGGAGAACGUCCAUUUUCAUGUGAUAUUUGUGGGAAGAAAUUUACCCAAAAGCAUAAUUUGAUGUCUCAUGUGGUUUCUCAUAAUAAGGAACAACCAUUUAUUUGCAAAGUUUGUGGCAAAGGAACUUGGAUCAAUUGUGCAGAUAUUUAUUCUGUUAGUAAUGUCAACAUUCCAGAUGUGAACAAGACUGUCCGUUCAUAUUCAUGUAAAAAAUGUCCUUAUCAGACUCACGAAAAAACCAAUAUCAGUAGACAUGUACGCACUCAUACUGGUGAACGGCCAUUUGUUUGCCCUACUUGUGGAAAACUAUUUUCUAGAAAUGAUAACCUGAAAAUACAUAUGGUGAAACAUAGUUGUCUCCAUCUUCUUACAUUAGGUGCAGAACAUUCAGAAAGCGAAUUGCAUAUAAGAAAAGCAAACGGCCGACAUUAUUGUGUGAUAUGCUCUUACUCUUCUGCUUACAAAACUGAUAUUCGAAGACAUGUACGCAAACAUACUGGAGAGCGUCCUUAUACCUGUUCUGCUUGUGGGAAAGCCUUUGCCCGCAAACAAACUUUACGAUUGCAUAUGGUUAUACAUUCUAGACUUUGA
Molecule: messenger RNA, 1020 nt
Organism: Uloborus diversus
Lineage: Eukaryota; Metazoa; Arthropoda; Arachnida; Araneae; Uloboridae
Product: gastrula zinc finger protein XlCGF8.2DB-like
Exons: 5
Coding region: 1-1020 (339 amino acids)
Biological process (GO): regulation of transcription by RNA polymerase II
Molecular function (GO): RNA polymerase II cis-regulatory region sequence-specific DNA binding; DNA-binding transcription factor activity
Source: RefSeq, a predicted model, not a curated record